GCGGCUAUAGCGGCGCCAUCUUGGGCGUGAGUGCGGGUGGCUGGCUGGAGGUGUUUCGAAGCUAGUUCUUCCCGACCUCUGUUCCCUGGGUCGACACCGACGUGCAUUUCGAGCUUUCGGCCGGCUCGGGAGGCACGCGCUGAGAUGAUGCUGAGAGGAAACUUGAAGCAAGUGCGCAUUGAGAAGAACCCGGCGCGCCUUCGCGCUCUGGAGUCGGCGGCCGGAGAGGGGGACCCGGCGGCCCUGGCGCUCGCGCUGCCGGGGGAGCCGCCGGUUCCCGCCGCGCCCGCCGGAGAAGACCGGCCGGCUGACGAGGGCGGUUUCACCAUUGACAUCAAGAGCUUCCUCAAGCCGGGCGAGAAGACGUACACGCAGCGCUGCCGCCUCUUCGUGGGGAACCUGCCCACGGACAUCACCGAAGACGACUUCAAGCGGUUGUUCGAACGCUAUGGCGAGCCCAGCGAGGUCUUCAUCAACCGCGACCGCGGCUUCGGCUUCAUCCGCCUGGAGUCCAGAACACUGGCUGAAAUUGCAAAAGCAGAGCUGGAUGGCACCAUUUUGAAGAGCAGACCUCUCCGAAUUCGUUUUGCUACACAUGGAGCAGCCCUAACUGUUAAGAACCUUUCUCCAGUGGUUUCCAAUGAGCUACUAGAGCAAGCAUUUUCCCAGUUUGGUCCAGUAGAGAAAGCUGUUGUUGUGGUGGAUGAUCGUGGUAGAGCCACGGGAAAAGGUUUUGUGGAAUUUGCAGCAAAACCUCCUGCACGAAAGGCUCUGGAAAGAUGUGGUGAUGGGGCGUUCUUGCUAACAACGACCCCUCGUCCGGUCAUUGUGGAGCCCAUGGAACAGUUUGAUGAUGAAGAUGGUUUGCCAGAGAAACUAAUGCAGAAAACUCAGCAGUAUCAUAAGGAAAGAGAACAACCACCACGUUUUGCUCAGCCUGGGACAUUUGAAUUUGAGUAUGCAUCUCGAUGGAAGGCUCUGGAUGAAAUGGAGAAGCAGCAGCGUGAGCAGGUUGACAGAAACAUCCGAGAAGCCAAAGAGAAACUGGAGGCGGAGAUGGAAGCCGCCCGGCAUGAGCACCAGCUGAUGCUCAUGCGGCAAGAUUUAAUGAGGCGUCAAGAGGAACUCAGACGUUUGGAAGAACUCAGAAACCAAGAGCUACAAAAACGAAAGCAAAUACAGCUGAGGCAUGAGGAAGAGCACCGUCGUCGUGAAGAGGAAAUGAUCCGACACAGAGAACAGGAGGAGCUGAGGCGACAGCAGGAGGGCUUUAAGCCAAACUAUAUGGAAAAUAGAGAACAGGAAAUGAGAAUGGGUGAUAUGGGUCCCCGUGGAGCAAUAAACAUGGGAGAUGCGUUUAGCCCAGCACCUGCUGGUAACCAAGGUCCUCCUGCAAUGAUGGGUAUGAAUAUGAACAACAGAGGAACUAUUCCUGGCCCGCCAAUGGGUCCUGGUCCUGCCAUGGGGCCAGAAGGAGCUGCAAAUAUGGGAACUCCAAUGAUGCCAGAUAAUGGAGCAGUGCACAAUGAUAGAUUUCCGCAAGGACCACCGUCUCAGAUGGGAUCACCUAUGGGUAGUAGAACAGGUUCUGAAACCCCUCAAGCACCGAUGAGUGGCGUAGGUCCUGUUAGUGGUGGUCCUGGUGGUUUUGGUAGAGGGAGCCAAGGGGCCAACUUUGAAGGCCCUAACAAGCGUCGUAGAUACUAAACAGUCUUUCGUUCAUGACUGUUUAGAGGAGAAAAAUAACUUUUACCUGUUACCUAGAAGAAAAGUUUUAUUGUUAUUGUAUUUAGACUUAAAAUUUUUUUUUAAUACUUGAAGUUUUUGUAUUUUUCUUUAUUCAUAAGCUUUGUAGAUUAGAAUGGUAAUGAUGAUACUCAUCAUUGUGAAUGUUCAAAUGUGUUUGUGACUUUAGCUAAAUAUAAGUAUGCCACAGUACUGUGAAUUCUGUGUAGUUAAUCUCAAUAAAGAAAUCAUCUUGGAUAAUUUUAAACUGUUA
Molecule: messenger RNA, 1999 nt
Organism: Capra hircus (goat)
Lineage: Eukaryota; Metazoa; Chordata; Mammalia; Artiodactyla; Bovidae
Gene: PSPC1
Product: paraspeckle component 1
Exons: 9
Coding region: 145-1707 (520 amino acids)
Biological process (GO): regulation of DNA-templated transcription
Cellular component (GO): nucleus
Molecular function (GO): RNA binding
Source: RefSeq, a predicted model, not a curated record